Messenger RNA from Eubalaena glacialis (North Atlantic right whale), 1792 nucleotides. It is a transcript of the gene ZNF485, whose product is annotated as zinc finger protein 485. NCBI's taxonomy places the organism in Eukaryota, Metazoa, Chordata, Mammalia, Artiodactyla, Balaenidae. Gene Ontology annotation, biological process: regulation of DNA-templated transcription. The record is from RefSeq and is a predicted model, not a curated record.
CCCUGAGGCUUCGCGAGGCGCUGCGCCCAAGGUUCUGGAGAUCAGAAGUCUGAAAUCAGUUUCACUGGGCUAAAGUCAAGAUGUGGGCACCGCUGGUUCCUUUUUGAGGCUCUAGAGGAGGAUCUGUUUCCUUGCCUUUUCCAAGGCUGUGGUGAGGAUUGCAUAAAAUAAUGUGUGAAUGGUGCUUAUCACCGUGCUGGGCAGUAUAAGUUAGCUGUACCAUUCUCAUUAUUGACGUUCGGGUGGCAGCGGUCAUUAGGGGCAUGCCCUUGGAGACCGAGGCACCACGGAGGAUGUUUUGCACCUGCUCCAGGUUGGCUUAGUCAAGAUUCUUUGUCCUUGCCUGGGAGAACAGUUCAGGGGACAGACGGCCCCAAGACUACCAAGAACCCAGAUGCAGGGAUCACUGACAUUUGGGGAUGUGGCUGUGGCCUUUACCCAGAUUGAAGGGAGACACCUGGAUGCUGCUCAGUGGGCCCUGUACAGGGAUGUGAUCCUGGAGGACUAUGGCAAUCUGGUGUUUGUGGGGCUUCUCUCUUCCAAACCCAAGCUAAUAACCCAGAUGGAGGAAGAGCCAUGGAUGGAAGUACAAGAGGUUCCAUCAGGUACCUAUGCAGUUCAGGAGUACCUAUUUGAAACAAAGAUGUCAGCCCUACAGCAAAAUACUUCUGAGAGAUCUGAUUUGGGAGAACAAACAAAAAGUGUCAUGAUGGAAAGAGGCCUGGAUUGGGAAGGCAGAAGUUGCAUAGAGAAGGCACACUAUAAAUGCGAAGAAUGUGGGAAAGUCUUCAAAUAUAAUUCCUCCUUUAUUAGCCACCAGAGAAAUCAUACUGGUGAGAAACCCCAUAAAUGUAAAGAAUGUGGGAUAGCCUUUAUGAGCAGCUCAUCCCUUUUAAAUUAUCAUAAAAUUUACAUAGGCAAGAAAUGUUUCAGAUGUGUUAAAUGUGGGAAAUUCCUCAAGAAGCACUCAACAUUUGUUAAUCAUCAGAAAAUUCGUUCUAGACAGAAACUCCAUAAAUGCAAUGAAUCGAAAACUUUCAGAAAUAAUUCUGUUCUUUUAAGUCACCAUAGAAUUCAUACUGGUUAGAAACUCUGCAAAUAUAAUGAUUGUGGGAAAGCCUUUGCUCAGAAUUCAGGCCUUGCUCAUUAUGUUAAAAUACAUAAGCCAUUUAAAUGUAAUGAAUGUGGGAAAACUUUCAGGGAUAACUCAGCUGUCUUGUAACAUCAGAGAAUACAUACUGGUGAGAAACUGUAUCAGUGUAAUGAAUGUGGAAAAUGCUUUAGGAAAAGCUCAAGUCUUCUUAGUCAUCAAAGAAUGCAUACAGGAGAGAAACCUUAUCUCUGUAGUAAAUGUGGAAAAUCUUUCAGGUAUAGCUCAUCCUUUGCUGGACAUCAGAAAACUCAUAGUGGAAAUAAACCCCAUCAAUAAACCCCAUUACAUCAAUGUAAUGACUGUGGGAAAGCCUUUAGGAAGAGCUCAGCCCUUAUUGAACAUCAGAGAAUUCUUACUGGAGAAAAGCCCUAUCGCUGUAAGAAAUGUGGGAAAUUCUUCAGGCAUAGCUCUGGCCUUGCUGAACAUCAGAAAAUCCAUACAGGAGAAAAACCUUAUGAAUGUAAUGAAUGUGGGAAGGCUUUUCUUCAGAAUUCAAGCCUCAAACAACAUAAGAAAAUUCAUAACAAAGAAAGAGCCAUCAAAUGUAGUUAGUUUGGUAAAUCAUGCAGAGAUAGUUUAUUCCUUUUUGACCAUCAAGGAGGAGACAUUCAAUAAAUUAUACACUUAAAGAAUAUAUUC